This is a messenger RNA of Nematostella vectensis (starlet sea anemone), 2357 nucleotides long. Its product is annotated as E3 ubiquitin-protein ligase TRIM71. Gene Ontology annotation, molecular function: protein binding. NCBI's taxonomy places the organism in Eukaryota, Metazoa, Cnidaria, Anthozoa, Actiniaria, Edwardsiidae. The coding region runs from base 324 to 2315 and encodes 663 amino acids. The record is from RefSeq and is a predicted model, not a curated record. The transcript has 4 exons. Gene Ontology annotation, biological process: regulation of apoptotic process.
GCCUAUCAUAUCAUCUUCAAAGACGUGCUGCGCGCUGGCACCAAAUGUAGUUCAGUAGCGAGUAAUGGAAUUGCUUGGUCUGUACAACAAGUCUUUAGAUCAGGGUCCUUCUUUGUAUGUAUGUGAUUCAAAUGUGGAGAAGUUAUCAUAGUAUUCACUGAACGUUCAACAGCUACACAAAGUAAUUAUCUUUAUAGAUUGGUUUUGUUAGGUAUUUCAUUAUGCUGUUUACAAAAGCGCGCGGGCUUUAUUGACCUACUGUAAUUACUUGCUAAACAAAGCGCAUAGUUGAAGGCCAAUACGUACCGCCUUUGUUUUACUCAAUGCAAGCUCACUCUUCCGUAAAGUUUAUAGCAACAACUUCACGACACCAAGAUUUGAUUAGAUUUGGUCGCGAAGAAGGGGUGAUUUUGGGAGGCUUCAUGGGAAGCCAGAGGGGUUAUUCGGGUGUCACUCCCUUCGAUGUGCUGCUAGGGACGAUUGCGAACAAUCUAGGCCGUAAGGAUGUGCGGAGAAUGAAGAUCCAUCUACAAGGGCAUAUAAACAAAGAGUGUUUGGAUAAACUUAAGAAUGGACAGCAAGUAAUUGAUAUAUUGUGCGAAAGAGGGCUUUUGACAGAGCGGAAAUUGGCGUUUUUCAGAAAAGUUUUGCUAGAAUGUGGUUUGGAGGAGUUAGCUGGGUUUCUUGAGGAGUUCAAACGGGCGGCUCAGUCUUCGGACAACUCGGGGUCUACCGAUGCCUUAAAAGUCAAGAAAAGACUACAGGACUUGACGACGGUCAUAGAAAGACUCAACCAAGAAAUAGCAAAUCAAAAGGCGAUAGGAGACGAGCUAAGAAGCCGCCUAGAAGAAAAACAAGCAUCUCUAGAUAGACAAAAAGAAGUCUGCAUAGAACAACACGAAGCCGUGGAAACCCUGUGUGACCAGGCAGACCGGGAGGAACUGGACCGAGAAACGGCAACCGAGCGAGCCCUGGAGACUGAUGAGGUCAUUAGUAUUCAGGAACGAGAUGUGAGGAGUCUGAAAGAAGCUUUCAAUAAGGCAAAACCUAAGAGGGAUGCCAAAUACAAGCGUGUAAGUGUCUUCAACGUCGUCCUUGACAAACACUCCAAAAAAUCCCUUGAAAUCAUGAAACAGAAAGAGGACAAAGAGGAAACAUUGAAAAAGUCCCGCACAGCGAGCGUGGAGAUAUGGGGAAGCCUGUACGCCAGGAGGGAGACCCUGCGCGAAACCAGGGCGGACAUACUCGACAAGACCACUCAGCUAGUGGAGAUGGACUGGGAACUACUCCAGACGUACGACGAGAUCAAGAACUUGAAACAGAAGAUUCGCAGAAAUGAGAUCGACGAGUUUGAUUUGGCUCACGAGCUGGACGAGGCUAGAGAGGAGUACAAUAGGACUGAGAAGAGAGGACUGGACGAACGGCCUGUGGAGGUACCGGUAUGGAGAAUAUACGUCACCGGCAAGCAACCAAAGGUUAUCGACUAUCAGAACAUCCUGGACACCAACUGCUACUUCAUCGGUUCCUAUGGCAACAAGCCCGACUUCCCACAAUUCCAUUCGCCGCUAGGGAUACACGUGACAAAGAAAGACGUUGUGGUAGUCGGUGACCAUGGCAACAGCCGCGUUCACUUUCUGGAUUUAGCCGGACAACCAAUCAGAGAUCCUAUGACCAUUAAAAACACUCACCCGUCAUCCUUAGCGGUCACGCGGAAUGGGAAUCUGAUUCUCUCCGAUGGCGAAAUUAUAAAAGUCUUCACUUCGGAUGGAAUGCUAUCAAACAACUUCCUCCCGAUUUACAACAAAAACGACAAGCGUCCUUCCAUUUCUGCAUUAGCGCUUGACAUAGACGGCAAUAUACUAGUAGCGGACAUGAGCAACCAUCGCGUACAAAAGUUCAGUGUCGACGGACGGUUCCUAGGAUUCAUAGGCGGGCCCGCGUUUCUUAGCUCGCCCAGCGGUAUCGCCGUCACCAAACAAGGUGACGUCAUAAUCUCCGAGUACGAGAAUCACACGGUGAAGGUGUUUCACCAUCAUGGCCGCUCCUUUAAGACUUUAGGCGGACCAGGAAUCGGGAAGGGACUGUUUAUGUUUCCUAGGGGCAUAGCUGUCGAUAAUGAUGGGAAUCUUUUAAUCGCAGACAGUUUGAACAAUAGAGUACAAGUCAUUACGAUAGAGGGAGAGUUCGUCAGCAGUUUUGGGAGACUGGGCUCUUCUCCCGGAUAUCUCGAUGUCCCGUAUGCAGUUGCUGUCAACCGUAGGGGUCACGUGCUUGUUGCAGAGAAAAGAAAUCACAGGGUGUCCGUGUUUACCUGAUUUCUCUUUUAAUAAAAUGGAGAUAAUGUACACCUAUAUGAA